AAAAAUGGAUGGGUUGUAUCACCGUCCACGUCUAAGACCGAAUGGCUUGGCAUCGCCAAGCUCAUUCUUGCCAACUGGAUGUUCGCCCCAUGAGUCUUGCCUGCUCAAGCCUUUGGGGGAAACCGACGGGGUCGAGAUUAUAAGGCCGAAAGAUUGGAAAAUUGAACUAAGUUGCAGUCCCAAGAAUGAGUUGGUUGGCCCGGACUGGCAAGAGGUGUCGUCAAAAACGGAGUGGAGCCUAGUGCCGGCAAGCCACAAUUGCCACGGCCAACUAGCCCCAAAUUGCCCCGCCCUGUGGCUCAAGCGCCAGCACAUGAGUGGUCGGAACCGGCACCAACUCAUUCCGCAAAAUUUCCACGAGCCCUGCCAAUUACCAACGCACACAAAAUUUGGUCUCGAUAUCGGUGCAUGGUAGCGACUUCGAAUCUUUGACGGCCCCGGACACAGCAUCAAAGACAGUCGACCAAAAUGGCGGAACUCAACAUCGGAGCGACAGCGUGGCGCCGCGUAGAGGUUGGCCGUGUUCUCAAGCUUGAGAGCGGCAGCCUCGCUGCUAUCGUCGAGAUCAUCGACCACAAGCGCGCUUUGGUCGACGGCCCCUCCUCCAACGAGAAGCUCGUCACCCCCCGCGGCGAGGUCUCUUUCGCCAACACCCUCCUGACCCCCAUCGUCAUCGAUAAGCUCCCCCGCGGUGCCCGGACAGCUACCGUCAAGAAGGCCUGGGAGGCUGCCGGCAUUGACGCCAAGUGGGCUGCCACCAACUGGGCCAAGAAGCAGGAGAAGCAGGAGAAGCGCCAGGCCCUUACCGACUUUGACCGCUUCAAAGUUAUGCGGUUGAAGAAGCAGAGAAGGUUCGAGGAGCGCAAGGCUCUCGCCAAGAUCAAGUCCUCGGCUUAA
This is a messenger RNA of Podospora pseudocomata, 897 nucleotides long. RefSeq lists its product as uncharacterized. The transcript is spliced from 3 exons. The record is from RefSeq and is a predicted model, not a curated record. Bases 469 to 897 code for a protein of 142 amino acids. Gene Ontology annotation, biological process: ribosomal large subunit biogenesis; translation. Gene Ontology annotation, cellular component: cytosolic large ribosomal subunit; ribosome. Gene Ontology annotation, molecular function: structural constituent of ribosome; RNA binding. NCBI's taxonomy places the organism in Eukaryota, Fungi, Ascomycota, Sordariomycetes, Sordariales, Podosporaceae.